This is a messenger RNA of Zophobas morio, 877 nucleotides long. Its product is annotated as ubiquinol-cytochrome-c reductase complex assembly factor 1-like. The record is from RefSeq and is a predicted model, not a curated record. The coding region runs from base 129 to 842 and encodes 237 amino acids. NCBI's taxonomy places the organism in Eukaryota, Metazoa, Arthropoda, Insecta, Coleoptera, Tenebrionidae. The transcript is spliced from 5 exons. Gene Ontology annotation, cellular component: mitochondrion. Gene Ontology annotation, biological process: mitochondrial respiratory chain complex III assembly.
AUACACGCUCUCGUGCCUAUUCUAUAAUAAGAAUGACAUUAGUCGAUAUAACCUCACUUUUACAAACAAUUACGAAAUCACCGAAGAACAAUUUCAUUUAAACACAAAACAGUCAAUUAUCAGUCAAAAUGAACGUCUCCCGGUUGUGUUUAACCCUACGGGCUAUAAAGCCCCCUUACUGCCACCCGAACUACGUGAAAUUGGCUACUUGCUACCACCAGAGGCGCCCCAUUUCCAACGUAGAAGCCAAACACUCACAAAAAGACGACUCUCUAGUUAAGAAAAUAGUGAAAAAGAUACCUUUUUUUAACCCCUCUAAAACGCAAAUAAUGGCCUCGGGCUACUUUCUCUACGAAAGCGUGGCCGACAAAGUCAACUAUUUGGACUUUUUCCAAGAACUGGACCUCCCUGACACGUUUUAUUCGUGGUUUGUGGUCACGGAGCUCCACAUUUGGAUGAUUUCGGCACGGGCUAUGGCGGAGGGUGAUGAUGGGAGGUUGUUGCGGAACUAUCUAGUGGAAGCUUUGUGGAAUGACGUUGGACAACGAAUAAAGAGGCUUGGAGGGGAGAGUAAUCCGGCGGCUGCACGUGAACAAGUAACCCAGUUAUCGGAACAACUGCAAGCUGCUCUUAUAGCGUACGACGAGGGGCUGCAGGGGGACGAUAUCGUGCUAGCGGGGGCUUUGUGGAGGCGCUUUUAUCAACAAGGAGACGUCGAAAUUACGUACCUAGACAUGCUGGUGCGAUACAUCCGAAAACAGAUGCGGUUACUGGAUCACCUAUCAGGGGAAAACCUCCAAGACACUAAAAAUAUAAAGUGGAUUCCUUUGAAACAACACUAAGUUUGAAGACUUUUAUUAAUAAAUUGUUCAUUGUU